AAACAAACAAAAAAUCAAAUUGAAUUUAAAGUGUCCAUUGGCCGAGAACUGCCAUGAAAAAUUUAAAUCUAUUUUUUUUUAAAUUCAAUGCAUUGUUCUGGGUAAUAAUCAUAAACAAACAUGGCUGAAUGGUGCAGCAACACGCAGCUUAAAACUGAUUUAAGUAACUUUGUCAAGCAGAAUAUCCUAAGAAAUAAAAUUCUAAAUUUUGUGGAAAGAGAUUACCCAAGCUACGAUUGGAGCUUAAGAACAUUAGAUCGCAGGCUCAGAUACUUUAAGAUCUACUACAUUGAUAAAAACGUUACGAUCGAUCAUGCAAAACAGGCAGUGAAAAAAGAACUUAAGGAUCCUGGAAAUCUUUUAGGAUACCGUGCAAUGCACCAAAAAAUACGACAAAAAUACGACUUAAAAGUUCCGCGAGAUUUGGUGCAUAAUACAAUGUUUGACCUCGUGCCUGAACAAUUGGAGGAACGCCGUCCUGGUAAACGACAAAAAAAAGAGAAAGAACAUUUCACUACAAAAGGCUCAGACUGGGUGUUAUCUCUAAAUUUUCAUGACAAACUUAUGGAGUAUCAAAAUGCCACGUUUCCUAUAGCAGUAUAUGGGUGUAUUGACACCUCAAGUAGAAAGCUAUUGUGGUUGAAAACGUGGAUCUCAAAUUCUAAACCAGAAAUCGUGGCUAAAUGGUACCUUGAGUACCUGUACCAAACUCGUACAUUGCCUGCAUAUAUACGGAUAGAUAAGGGAAGUGAAACUGUUAUCCUGUCUACAAUGCAUGCUUAUCUGAGAAGGAAUCACAAUGACCUUGAAGAUGCAACUGACAGUGUGAUAUAUGGUCCUUCAACAAGUAAUCAGGUAUGAGGAGUAAGGACAUUAUUUUUUACACUUCCCUACCAUACCCUCACAGCCCUGAAUGUCAAAAAGCAAUAAUUCUGCUUUAGGUUUUUGAUAAGAAUAAUGAGAUAAACACUCAGCCUUUAACACUAGUUCGGUUCUGACAUCAUCAAUAAUUGUUCCAUC
Messenger RNA from Hydractinia symbiolongicarpus, 1020 nucleotides. RefSeq lists its product as uncharacterized. The record is from RefSeq and is a predicted model, not a curated record. The transcript has a single exon. Lineage: Eukaryota; Metazoa; Cnidaria; Hydrozoa; Anthoathecata; Hydractiniidae. Bases 121 to 861 code for a protein of 246 amino acids.